AUGUUCGCGUCCACAUCGCCGCCGCCGCCGCCGCCGUCGCCGUCCCCGCCGCCGCGGGCGAUGGACGACGGCGACGACGAUGACGUUCCGCUGCCUGCGGUCGCCGAUGAACCGCCCUCGUCCAAGAACGCGACUGCGGAGAGCAAGCGUGAGCGCGAAUUCCGCAGGUCAGUCUCCCCGCGCCCCGCCACCCGCUGCUGCUGUUCAUUCUUAUUAUCAUUAUCAUUAUCAUUAUCAUUAUUAUCAUUAUUGUUAUUGUUAUUGUUAUUACCACGACGCACAAUCUCCAUCCCGCCGUCAUAUCUUGCGCGUCUCCCCUACUGACGCGCUGCACGAGCCGCAGGUACGCGGAGGUCGUGCUCGGUCUGCACACGGAGGCCAGUGGCCAGGUCGCCGCCUCCUCCGCCGAUGUAUCCCUGACCGCCUUCGCUCAGCUCGUCGCCCUGCGUCUGAAUGCCAAACGAGCUCUGGUCUCGUUGUUCGAUAAACGCUACCAGUACAUCCUCGCAGAAGCCACCCAGACCCUCUCUCUCCAGCAGGACGAGGUUCAUGCUCAAGACGAUGCCCUGCAUUUCGGCAAGUCGGUCCGCAAACGCGAGGACGACUUCAUCAGCGACACGAUCAAAGUCAUCCGGCGCACCAAACGACGGCCCAGUGCCAGCAUUGAUCAUGCUGCCAUCUCUCUGUUGGAUACGGCGAACGAUGAACGGACUUCCUCUCAUCCGCUGGUCACGGGACCUCCCUUUGUACGUGCCUACGCUGGAGUACCCUUACUAAACCACGCUGGAUUUGCAAUCGGCUCGCUGGCCAUCCUCGAUGAUCAACCUCGCGAACGUGAUCUGAGCGAUCCGGAGAUCAAGUUCAUGCAGGAUGUUGCCGCAAGCAUCGUCAGUCACCUGAACAUGAAGCGCGUGCAGGCAUCCUAUGAUCGCGGACUGCGUCUCGUUCAUGGACUCAGUAGGUUCAUUGAGGGCAAGGACUCGCUCGAUGUCAACGACGGGGCAGGCGACGACGAGAAUUCAAAUGCUCUGCAUGGAAGACAGACUCUUCAGACCUCCACGCUACGAGCUUCGCCUCGAACCGAAGCCAUGAACGCUGCUAACAACGCCGAGCGACUGUAUGAUGUCCGUGAGGCCGAGUUUCUUCGGAGGAAAAGGAGUCCGGCUGAAGCGCGAGGUGAGAAGACACCACGUCACGAGAAACAGACCUUGCCGUCAGAGAAACCAUUGUCACGCAAGGCUAGUCAUCAUUUAACAGCGAAUCUCGAGCAGCCGAUGCCGGGCUUAAGUCCGCAAUCGAGUCAGCUUCAACAAGAUGCCAUCUCCAAAGACGUGCCGGAGAUGUUCGAUCGCGCUGCCAAGAUCCUGAAACAGGCAAUGAAGCUGGAGACCGUGUUGUUCCUCGAUGCUACGGCGGGUUCAUUCGGCAGCUUGCGCAGCAGUAACCGGGAAGGAGAUGACAACGUCUCACAUCCCUCUGAUAGCAGUUCGGCCUCGACGGUUCGCGGAGAUACCGACAACGGCUCAUCACCCGGAAGGGGACACUCUCGCAACAAGCCUUGUCGAUAUCUCGCUCGCGUCUAUGACAGCACUGUCAAGUCCGGCGGCGACGAACAUCUUCGCCACGGAAACAUCCCGGAACGGUUCCUCCGCUCGAUUUUGAAACGCUUUGGCCACGGCAAGAUAUACAACUUUGGCGACGAUGGCUUGCUAACAUCAAGUGACCAUUCGGAUGGCAACGAUGGCGUAGAUCUUGGCAGCGAUGUUGCGACCCAGCGUAGGCUGAAUAGUCGGAGGUCAGACUCACUCCGACUACAGAAAAUCUUCCCGGGGGUGAGAUGUGUAGGAGUGAUGCCCAUGUUCGACUCUCUGCGUAGCCGGUACUAUGCAGGCGCGGUAGUGUUGUCGUACGAUCCUCUCCGGCUAUUCUCCUUCAAGGAGGAUGUGAACUACCUCGGCGCCUUCUGCGAUGUGGUUAUGGCAGAAGUCGGGAGGCUGGAUGUACAGGCUGACGUCAAGUCUAAGACGAGCUUCAUCGCAUCCAUUUCCCACGAGCUGCGAUCACCUCUUCAUGGCAUACUCGGUGGUGUGGAAUGCCUGCAGGAUCAGUCAUUCAGUGCUACAGCACGGGAGGAGAUGGUUCAGAUGAUAGACACCUGUGGGCGUUCCUUGUUGGACAUUGUGAACAAUCUGCUGGAUCACUCGCAUGUCAAGUCAGCAGAGAGCGAAAGAAAACACGCCCCGGCCCAUUAUCGACGGCGGAAGCGGAGAACAUCAGGCUCUUCUCAAGCAGUUCACGAUCUGAGCUUGUUAACCGAGGAGGUUCUGAACAGCUCACUGUGGUCCACACCUACACCUACCCAGCGUUCCAAGACACUGCUCCCAGGUUCUCAAGGUCUAGAGAGGAAGCAACUCCCACUCAAGGUUGCUUUCGACAUCGACAUCAGUAACCUUCCCAAUACGGGGUGGUCGUUCUACGUCAAUUCGGGAGCGUGGCGAAGAAUUCUCCAGAACUUGACAUCAAACGCCAUCAAAUACACUGAUGAGGGCGGAUUCCUACAGAUCUCGCUAUCUGUCGGUGAAGAGCGAGAAGAAGCCCAGACCCGCAUUGUAACCCUGCGAUGCACGGAUAGCGGACGUGGAUUCAGCAGGGCCUAUUUGCAGAGUGGCCUCUGGCAGGCCUUCAGUCAAGAGGACAACCACGCAUCUGGCACCGGGCUUGGCUUGAGUCUAGUCCAUGGCUUGGUGCAGGGAAUCGGCGGAACUAUCGACGUGCAGAGCCAGCAAGGGGUUGGAACUACCAUCAAGACGCAAUUGCCUCUGCUCCCAGGAGUCAGCCCCGGCGCCGACAUGCAUGCCGGAAUGGAUUUGGAGCCAAUCCGCGACAAGAGCUAUCGUUUGAUGGGAUUCGAUGCAUCGGCCGAGCAUUCACCACGAGCGGCAGAAUCAAUGAAGGUCCUUCGAGCAUCUGUCGACACCGUCUGCCGUUCACUCACCAUGACUCAAGCUGAAGUCGGAGAGGAGCCCGACGUCUACGUCGUGACGGAAGAGGCGUUACUGGCAAAGGACCCCGAAACUGUGCGAGCUUCUUCAUCGAAGCCCAGUAUCGUUCUGUGUGAUUCAAUAACGUCGGCACAAGCGGCCUCUUCCUCCAAUAGUGGCUUGACGAAGGCACAGUACGUCUCGCAACCGCUCGGUCCUCGACGACUCCUGAAGGCCCUCGCGGCUUGCCUGGCAGAAGGUACUCAGGAUGGUGGACCUUCAGACGAUGUGGUGGCACAGACGCAGCUGUCACGUUCGAGGACAAAGUCUUUCCCGGCCGAAAGUCCUCGUCCUGCAGAAGAUGCCUCCUCUACCGUGCUAGUAGUAGACGACAACCCCAUCAACCUUCAUCUCCUACAACGCUACAUGACCCGCCUCGGCCGCUCUCAGGUCGGCGCUACCAACGGUCAAGAAGCGCUCGAUACCUACAUAACGUCUCUGGUUCCGAUUGACAUCAUCUUGAUGGAUAUCACGAUGCCUGUGAUGGACGGGUUGGAGUCCACCCGGCGCAUUCGAGCUCACGAGAGGAGCUCGGGGUCGAAGAAGAGGGUCAUGAUUGUGACGUUGACGGCCAUGGCUGGUUCAAGUGCGAGGCAGGAUGCUUACAGUAGCGGGGUCGAUUUAUUUCUCACCAAGCCGGUGCAGUUUGCGGAGAUUCGAGCUUUGUUUGAGGAGUGGGCUGGUGGGAAGGUCAGGAAGGAUGAUGAAGGGGGGGUUGACGGGACCGGGAGUGGAAAGAGACCAAGCUCGAGGAGGGGAUGUACCACUUGA
Molecule: messenger RNA, 3812 nt
Organism: Lecanosticta acicola
Lineage: Eukaryota; Fungi; Ascomycota; Dothideomycetes; Mycosphaerellales; Mycosphaerellaceae
Source: the annotation of a GenBank genome assembly